GCUUAGUUUGAGGCGCUUUUCCCCCCCUUUACAACCACAAUGGUUCCUCCAUAUUUAAUUCCAUAACAAAAGAGCCACAAUCUUUGCUGAAAAAUACACAUUUAUAUGUCAGGGUAUAACACAACACUUACUCUUAUAUAUACAACCAAAUUCAGCAUCCAUCUCAUCUCCAUCCACAGCCACUGUGUGUUUUGUGUCUUUCUCUUCUUGCUCAACAAUGGCUGCCUCUGCCUUCACCAUUAUUGUGACUGCAGCCAUGUUCUUAGCCACAAAUGGCGUGGGCGUAGAGGGCAGAGCCUUCUUCGUGUUCGGUGAUUCGCUCGUCGACAGCGGCAACAACAACUACUUAGCCACGACCGCACGCGCCGACGCCCCGCCUUACGGCAUCGACUACCCCACCCGCCGCCCCACCGGCCGCUUCUCCAACGGCCUCAACAUUCCCGAUCUCAUCAGCCAGAGCAUCGGCGGGCGAGAGUCGCCGUUGCCCUACUUGAGUCCGGCCCUAACCGGGCAGAGGCUGCUGGUGGGAGCCAACUUCGCCUCCGCCGGAGUUGGGAUUCUGAACGACACCGGAGUUCAGUUUGCGAACAUAAUAAGGCCAUUCCAACAGCUAGAAUACUUCCAGCAAUACCAAACGAGAGUGUCGGCAUUGGUGGGCGGCGGCGCGGCUAAACGGCUGGUGAACCAAGCGCUGGUGCUGAUGACGUUGGGCGGCAACGACUUCGUCAACAACUACUAUUUGGUUCCUUUCUCCGCAAGGUCCCGCCAGUUCUCCCUCCCCGACUACGUGCGCUACCUAAUCUCCGAAUACCACAAGCUUCUCAGGAAAUUAUACGAUAUGGGAGCUCGGAGGGUGAUAGUGACGGGGACGGGGCCGCUGGGGUGCGUGCCGGCGGAGCUGGCACAGAGGAGCCGGAACGGGCAGUGCGCGGAGGAGCUGCAGCGGGCGGCGGCGCUCUUCAACCCGCAGCUGACGCAGAUGCUGCUGAAGCUGAACUCGGAGGUGCGGGGCAACGUGUUCAUCGCGGCCAACACGCAGCUCACCAACAGGGACUUCAUCCGCAAUCCGCAGGCGUAUGGGUUCGUGACAUCCAAGGUGGCAUGCUGCGGCCAGGGGCCCUACAACGGGCUGGGGCUCUGCACGCCCUUGUCCAAUUUGUGUCCCAAUAGAGAGGUGUAUGCGUUUUGGGAUCCGUUUCAUCCUUCCGAAAAGGCUAACAAAAUCAUUGUUAGGCAGAUCCUCACGGGAUCCCUCGACUAUAUGAACCCCAUGAACCUCAGCACAAUCCUCGCCCUCGACGCCCGUCUCUAACCUCCACUCUUUGGGUAUAUACAGCAUUUCAAUUAUUUGUGUGUGUUUGUGUGUGUUGAGACUCAUAAUGGUGGUGAUGAUGCAAUAAGAUGCAGGGUCUCGCCGACAAAUAAUAUUUCCUUGUAUUUCAAGUAGACAGAGAGAGUCGGAGAAUUCGUGUUGUAUUUUGAUGUGAUGUGAUUCCUUCUUGUAAUGUCAAUCAAAAAUAUGGUUCAACUUGUAGAUUUAUAUCUAUUGUUUUUUAAUAUAUACAUGGAUGGGUUCAAAUAAAAA
Molecule: messenger RNA, 1585 nt
Organism: Salvia miltiorrhiza (redroot sage)
Lineage: Eukaryota; Viridiplantae; Streptophyta; Magnoliopsida; Lamiales; Lamiaceae
Product: GDSL esterase/lipase At5g33370-like
Exons: 4
Coding region: 218-1312 (364 amino acids)
Molecular function (GO): hydrolase activity, acting on ester bonds
Source: RefSeq, a predicted model, not a curated record